Molecule: messenger RNA, 1241 nt
Organism: Ascoidea rubescens DSM 1968
Lineage: Eukaryota; Fungi; Ascomycota; Saccharomycetes; Ascoideales; Ascoideaceae
Gene: MRPL35
Product: mitochondrial 54S ribosomal protein mL38
Exons: 1
Coding region: 25-1095 (356 amino acids)
Source: RefSeq, a predicted model, not a curated record
UGGUAGAAGUGGUGACCAGACAAAAUGGUAAAGGCUUCUAUUCCAGCUCAAGUUAGACAGGCGCUUAAUCGUUCUGUUUGGUUUGAUUUUAGUGCUCAAAGAUCUCAAAAUUUGGGCAUUACAUCUCAAGCACUCAGGCAGCAAAUAUUAUAUGGUGUGCCAGAAAAAAUAGGUCCUUUGAGUUUGAGGAGAAGGUGUAAUAGAAUAAAAUACUCUUCACCCAUUGGUUUAGAUGAUGUCUUUCCAUUAGCUUACAAUUAUUUGCAAGAAGAAGCUGCAAAAUGCUACGAGAAAGCUGAAUCAACCAAAAAUAAAGAAAUUAGAGACAAGUUACUAAUUGACGCUGAAAAGAAUAAUCCUGAAGUGUUGUAUAAAUCUCUUUAUACUAAUCUGGAUAAAUUUGAUUAUGAUAUUCCAGUUUUUAGACACUAUUCAAAACAAAAGUGGUUUGAACAUGAUGGAAUGAUAUUAAUGCAAAGAUUGGAGACGCUACAUGUCAUUCCUGAUACUUUAAAGACAUUGGAUCCUAAAUGUGAAGUUCAUUUAAGAUUUUUUAAUGAAACAGGUAUAAAUAAAAAAAUUGAACCUGGAGAAAUUCUAUCAUCUCAUGUUACUUAUAAGCAGCCUACAUUAAAUGUGAUAAAUUUUGAAAGUAUUCCAGAAAAUUCGUUAUAUUCUGUUUUAAUCGUUAAUCCUGACGUGCCAGAUUUAGAGUAUAAUACAUACAAGACCUCGUUAAAUUGGUGUUUAGUUAAUAUUCCAUUGUCUAAUAACGAUAACAUAAUAGAUUACAAGAAAAUCAAUGAAGAAACCGAGAUGAUUGAUUAUUUGCCUGCAACACCAGAAAAGAAUAUUCCAUUGAGCAGAUUAUGCGUAUGGGUUUUCAAACAAAAUGAAAAUAAAAAAUUGGAUACGGAAAGUGUUAAGCUGAUGAUAACAAGAGAUGAGUUUGAUAUUAGGGAAUUUGUUGAAUCAAAUGGAUUGACUGCCGUAGGUGCUCAUGUUUGGAGAAGCAAAUGGGAUAGAAAUGUUCCAAAUGUUAGAAAAAUUUAUAACUUACCAAAAGGAAAUGUAUUCCAUAGAGUCCGCAAAUGAUUUUAAAAUCUAGAUUGAUUAAAGAGUUUAUAAAUAGUGUAUAUAGUUAAUUUUAAUUAUUACAAUUUCAAAAACAAAUAAAAUUUUCUCAAUAUGAAGAAGAAAAAAAGCAUUGAUAUUAUUAAAUAUGUAUAAAAUAAACUGGG